Messenger RNA from Klebsormidium nitens, 2419 nucleotides. The record is from the annotation of a GenBank genome assembly. NCBI's taxonomy places the organism in Eukaryota, Viridiplantae, Streptophyta, Klebsormidiophyceae, Klebsormidiales, Klebsormidiaceae.
UUACACUGUCACGAGGUGCGGCAGCUCGGACGCUACGGGAUCGCUACGUUGUCGUUGGCAUUGCAAUUUGCUGCUGCUCAAGCAGUUGUCUGUUGUCAUUGUUGAUGGUUCCUGAUCGUGUCCUCUUCUGUGAUCAGGUCUUCCAGGAGCUUUCUGAUUACAAUCUUCUAAGGCAGGAGCUGCCCUCACAGGCUUAGGCUAAGUUAAUUUAAGUAGGGGACGCUCUCUUUUGGUGCCAGCUAUUGGCAAGGAUUGGGACGACAUUGGGAUCUGGAUCGUAAAGGGACCGUCAAUCGAAGCAGGCGCUGGUUGGGUUUUCUGACAGUUGUUGGAGCUGUCAUUCAUCAUAGCUGCAGGAUAUAGUAAGUUCAGGACCAGAUCAAAGCCAGUCUACCUUGAAGCAUGGCCCCUGAUGCUGAACGUUUCAAGGAUGAAUUGGCCGCGGAGGAAAGCCGGCAAGCUGGAUUGGCAAGCAGGAGGAAAGUCAAGCAGGCUGACAAUGUGCAGAAGCAGUAUUCUUUGCAAGAGAUUGCUGGGCAUGACAAGCCAGACGAUUGCUGGCUGAUAAUACGCGGUAAAGUGUACGAUGUCUCCACAUGGGUCUCCAAGCAUCCUGGCGGCAGCAUGAUUUUUGUGAAGGCUGGCCGCGAUUGCACUCAGUUGUUCGACUCAUAUCAUCCCCUCUAUGUCAGGAAGAUGCUGGACAAGUUCUGCAUUGGUAGGCUAGAGCGCCCCGCCAGCAAAGUGCCAGACUCUGAGUGGGCCCAGUACUUGGAGUUUUGUGAUGACCAGUCGGACUCUGGCUUCUACACCACCCUCAAACAGCGGGUGGAGGCCUACUUCAAGAGCAACAACAUCAACCCCAGGUACCAUCCAGGGAUGAUCAUCAAAUCAGUCCUCCUGCUUGCUGGGUUUGUGGCGUCCUUCUAUGCCACCUUCUUUGGCUUCACCACUAUGGGGCUCAACCUGGUGGCGGCAGUGCUCAUGGGCUCCUUCGCAGCGCAGUUUGGCAUGUCCAUCAUGCACGACGCUAAUCAUGGAGCUUACACCGAAUCUCUGGGGCUUGGCUACGUGAUGAGCCUUACUCUGGACCUUGUGGGCGCCAGCAGUUUCAUGUGGAGACAGCAGCACGUGGUCGGGCACCAUGCAUACACCAACAUCGACAAUUACGACCCGGACAUGCGAGUGGACGAUCCGGAUGUCCGGCGGUGUUCUAACGCGCAGCCCGGGCAGAGCUAUCACAAGUACCAACAUUUGUACCUGGGCGUUCUGUACGGCCUGCUCGCCCUCAAGAGCGUCUUCCUGGACGACUUCAAGGCCUUCUUCGACGGCCACAUUGGCACGGUGCGCGUUGCUCGCAUGACGCCCCUGGAGUCCGCUUGUUUCUGGGGCACCAAAGCAUUCUACUUCCUCUACAUGCUGGUUCUCCCCGCAGUCUACAGCCCACACCCCGGCUGGAAGAUCGCGCUCCUCUACGUCCUGUCGCAGUUGAUCACUGGGUGGACGCUGGCGCUGCUGUUCCAAGUGGCGCACCUGGUGGACGAGGUGGACUACCCGCAGGCCAAGCCGACGGCGGACGGCCACAACCGGGUGGAGUUCGACUGGGCCAAGGCGCAGGUGGCCACCACCGCAGACUUCUGCCCGGGGUCCUUCUUCUGGCUGCACUUCAGCGGGGGCCUGAGCUACCAGGUCGAGCACCACUUGUUCCCCGGCUUCUGCCACUUUUACUACCCGGCCAUUGCACCCAUUGUGCGGCAGACAUGCACGGAGUUUGACGUCCCCUACCACUGCUUCCCAACAUUCUGGGAAGGCUUGAAGUCGCACUUCAAGCACCUGCAGAAGGUGGGCCUCGCGGGCUUUGAGCUGAGGCUGGAUGGAUGACCCACAGCGGUUGCUACACUAUCCCUCCACUGCCCGUUGGGGCGGGUAGGAUUGCGGUUAUUAGACGAGCUUCUGAUUCGGCUGAAACGACUUUCACACAUCAAUCGGCACGUGCAUAGCAGGAAGAGUCUAGUCGUACUAGAGUACGUUCACGCCCGAGGGGUGCCACGCUGCACCUUAGACCCGAAGUUAGAGCCGUUCAUCAUUCUUUUUUGCCGGGUAGCCAGUGAGGAACAUCUCAUGCGACUACUCUGAGCAAUCGCCACAUUGAGAUCACAUGAUUUUUUCUAGGAAGGUAGCGGGUAGUGCAAUGUUGUUGCCAAAGUGCCUAUAGCAAAGUAUAGGCCGCCUAGGAUUUUACCAGACCAUGCCUUGAUGACACCUUACAGCUUCCUUCCUACGAAUGAGUACAGUGGCACCUUCUUACGUUGCCUGGCCGUUCGCUUCAUAACGUACUUGAGAGAGAAAAACGAUCGCUUACAAGAACCACCCGUCUCUGAAGCGUGGCAGCUGCAGUCGGUUAACGAGCUUGCCGCCG